Messenger RNA from Prunus armeniaca (apricot), 564 nucleotides. NCBI's taxonomy places the organism in Eukaryota, Viridiplantae, Streptophyta, Magnoliopsida, Rosales, Rosaceae. The record is from the annotation of a GenBank genome assembly.
AUGUCUUCCAGCAAAAAGCACAAGCUUACCAAAACUCUACUCAUAUCCAAUAUUGCAGGUUGUGGCUGUGGCAAGCCAAAGCUCUCAGAUGUAUAUGAGCCAACUCCAAAACCCAAAACCCAAAUCCCCCAAAACCCAACUCCCCAACGACGUUCCUCUUCAAGCUCUUGUGACAAAAAUGGCAGUUUCACUGUUGAUGAUGACGAUGAUAAUGAGGACCAGUGCACCUCCACCACCAUCUCCUUCAACAACAACUCCUCCUCACACCCGUCUGAUUCAUCAGAAAGCACAAAUCCAAAGAACACCAAGUUCCCAAGCCCCAAGUGGACAAAGAUCGACGACAGCAUUGCUGUGGUGAAGGAAUCCAACGAUCCCUACCAAGACUUCAGGCAGUCUAUGCUGCAGAUGAUCGUAGAGAAGCAGAUUUAUUCAAAGGAGGAUCUACAGGAGCUGCUCAGCUGCUUUCUUGAACUCAACUCUGCAUCCCACCAUGAUGUUAUUAUCCAAGUUUUUACACAAAUCUGGAAUGAUCUGAUCAGAGAAAGUAAGAAACCGAUCAUGUGA